Puccinia graminis f. sp. tritici CRL 75-36-700-3 is the source of this 291-nucleotide messenger RNA. RefSeq lists its product as uncharacterized. The record is from RefSeq and is a predicted model, not a curated record. The transcript has 2 exons. NCBI's taxonomy places the organism in Eukaryota, Fungi, Basidiomycota, Pucciniomycetes, Pucciniales, Pucciniaceae. Bases 1 to 291 code for a protein of 96 amino acids.
AUGCAAAAGGGAUAUGCGACCUACAUAAAUUCUGCAAUGGGAUUGCACAAUCGAUUCAUCGAAUCUUUCAAUUCACUCUCGCCUCGAGUCUCGACUUGUCACUUAGACAGUCAACUCAAGGAUAAUGGAUGUAGUAUAUUAGCAGGCAUCCCUUGGAAUGGUUCCAACUUCCCUCCGCUCGGUAAUUAUGGAGGAGACACUCGGCCCAAGUCCAAUCUUUUGUUCAAAGCUCUCCAAGAAUUUAGUGGAGAAGCACCACUAGCCCGGGUCGCCAAUGGGCACGAAAGCUAA